AUGCACCGCUUUGCUCAUGCGCUGGCCCUUUUUCGCCUGGCGGCUUCUGGACAGGAUGUGACAUUCCUUCCGGCAUGUGCCGGCGACACAUGCGUCAAGAAGCCCCCGCGAGCUGCGGAUGCACCGACAAAGUCAAUUUCGGAAACCGGCGGAUGGGGCUUCAGCUAUGGGCCUCUACCAACUCGCAAAUCAGGGCGCUUCCCAAAUGACGACAUGAUGACAGAGGCCAUGCAGGGCCAGUGGGGGCUUGGUGGUCGGGACGACAUCGCGAUCAUGGCACAAAUGGGAGCACGAAUGGUGCGGCUGUAUGGGAGCGACCCGCGCUUCGACGGAACCAAGUUCCUGAACCACUCGAACAGCUGGGGGCUGAAAAUCGUGGCUGGCAUGUCCGACUACCCAUAUGAGCACGGGCCGGGUAGCUGCUGGACUUCUAACCUGGACUGCUACGAAGCCAUCCGGGAGUCGUACAACUUCACCCUCGACAGCAAGGGCUUCCUCGCGCAGGGCAAGUACCACCCUGCGCUGGACACCUUGGUUCUUACCAACGAGCCGGACUUGAAAUUCAUGGCGACUGGAGGCAAAAACUACAUGCGCGCAGUGCUGAGCGCCUUCGAUGGUGUGCUGGCAGCCGAAACGGAGAAGGGCCUAGAUGUCACUUCCCCAGAGAACAUCAAGUUCACGGCUGCCUUCUCCUAUAGUGUAUGCCCAAGGUGCAAGCACCUCCUCGAACUGAGGUCCAUGGGCUGCUGCGUGGUCUGUACCACAGGCGGCACUGAGGGCACACCCUGCGCCUCACUGGGCGCAGUUGGCAAAGCCCAGGAGGCAGGAGGAAUGCGAUGUCCAGCUGUGCGGAAGCCAAACUUUGCCGACGACUGCCCAGGACUUCCGAUGAUCAUGGACUUGCACUUUGCCAUGGAAGAUCCGAGCAGCGUCGGCUACACCUUCAGGACACAGGGCUGGAAGCAAGCCUUCGACAACCGCUGGAUUCAUUCCUUCAAUGGUUUUGUGGGCGCGAACGCGUUGAACAAGCAGUUCAUACAGAAAUACAUGCAGCUGCCCUUCAACAAGGGUAAGCCUGCAGAGCAGAUGAUCAAGGUGUUCAUGGGCGAGUACGGUGAUCCACACCUGGCCAAAGAUCCAGCGAAGCUACAAGCGGACUUGGAGCGAGCACGUGCUUUGGUCGAGGACAAGACCAACCCCUUCGUUGCCUUCAACUUCUUUGAGUACGAGGUGGCCUUCUGGAAGCCCUGCCCCGAUCCAGCAGGUUGGGACCAUUGGGAAGCCAUUGCUUGGGACGAUCCCAUCCAUGCCCCGAACCCUCCAAAAGACUGCAGUGAAAGGCUGUUCGGAACAUUCUCGGUGGGAGACAUUCCGGUCAGCAAUACGGGAGGCAUUGACUACGACAGCAGGAAUGUCUACACCGUCGACUGCGUCAAGCCUAUAUUCCGGGGCAAACCUCAGGCCGUCGCUGCUGCUUACGGUGGCUCCGCACCAGACACCCAGGUGUGCCAAGCAGGGUGGCAGGCGAAACCCACCCAGUACUGCGUGGCAUCCCGAGGAGAUAUCGACCCUUUGGGGGCCGGUCUGGGAUGGGCUUGCGAUGAGCUUGGCCGCAUGGGCCAUGAUUGCACUGAGGGCCGGCCAUCUGCAUGCAGUGAAGACGUCUACACGCAGAGUGACUGGGCCUUCUCCAUGUAUUUCGAGCUCAUGAAGGAAAAAGGAUCUGCCGAGUCAAUCUGCAACUUCGGUGGCGUUGGCAUUGUGACUGCGCUCCCAGGCCGGCUCGACUGCAUGGCUGUGAAAACCGCCGUCUCAACCACGGAAUCGAUGCCGACGACCACUGGCGCAGUGCCGCCGAACCCAGACCGCCCUCCGCCGCAAAGUGGCAGCCUCCUGGGCAACUGGGUUUGGUGGGCUCUUGCUGCAGCGGCACUUUUGCUGGGGAUCGUCCUCUGCGUGCGGGCGCGGCAGCAGCCCACAGCAGCACGAACCGUGCGUCAGGACUCCACUGCAUCCACGGAGUUCGAGAUGGCACGGGCUUGA
This is a messenger RNA of Symbiodinium natans, 2043 nucleotides long. NCBI's taxonomy places the organism in Eukaryota, Dinophyceae, Suessiales, Symbiodiniaceae. The record is from the annotation of a GenBank genome assembly.